This is a messenger RNA of Limanda limanda (common dab), 784 nucleotides long. It is a transcript of the gene cby1, whose product is annotated as chibby 1, beta catenin antagonist. The transcript has 5 exons. The coding region runs from base 62 to 463 and encodes 133 amino acids. NCBI's taxonomy places the organism in Eukaryota, Metazoa, Chordata, Actinopteri, Pleuronectiformes, Pleuronectidae. The record is from RefSeq and is a predicted model, not a curated record.
UUUGUGUGUGUGUGCCCGUGAGCCCCUGAUGCCAGGUUAAGAGUUUGUACAAAUAGUCUGUAUGGAGAACCUCAAAAAAUCUCUAAAGAUGCCUCUCUUUGGGAACACGUUCAGUCCGAAGAAAACACCUCCCCGCAGAUCGGCUUCCUUGUCCAGCCUUCAUACGUUGGAUAGAUCAACAAGGGAAGUCGAGCUGGGCCUUGAAUAUGGACCUCCUGUGAUGAACAUCGGAGGUCAAAGCAUGAAAUUUGAAGAUGGACAGUGGAUAACAGAAUCCGGUGAGAAUACAUCUGGCAGGGAAGCACAGAGGCUCAAGAAAAGAAAUAUCCAACUGGAGGAGGAAAACAACCACUUAAAACUAAAGAUUGAAAUCCUCAUGGACAUGUUGACAGAGACGACCGUAGAGUUCCACCUGAUGGAGAAAAAAGUGGAAGAUGUAAAAACACAUCAAAGGAAGAAAUGACUGUUAUUCACACUGCAUUUUCUGCAGGAAAUGCACUUUCUAGUUCAUAUUAAACAUGUCUCUGGGAACAUACACCUAAAGAUGCUGUUAAUUUUUAGAAAAGAUUUCUGCCAUUUAAUUAUUUAAGGUCCCAUUUCUACACCUAAAGUAAAUGGUUGAGAUGCUGCCGUCCCCAUUCUCUUCUUUUCCAGAUGUAAUCAAUGUGUCAUUUGCAGAUUCUGUUUACUGGUUUGUUAGUUAUAGAAAGGAAGCGAGAUUAGUAGAUCUGGAAGUAUCUGUAAAGAAAUUGUUUUGAAAUAUAAAUGCGACCAAAAAGAGAAA